AUGGACAGAAUCAUCCCAGACAUAGCAGUCGGUACAAAGCAGGGAUCCGAGGAGCUCUUCUCCACGUGUGUCAGCAAUGGCCCCUUCAUGAUGAGCAGCUGGGCUUCAGCAGCCAAUGGAAAUGAUAGCAAGACGUUCAAGGACAACAGGAGCACAGGGUUCCCUUCCAGAGUCAUCCACAUCCGCAAGCUACCCAGUGAUGUCACUGAGGACGAGGUCAUCUCUCUGGAACUGCUUGGGAAGGUCACCAACCUCCUUAUGCUGAAGGGGAAAAACCAGGCCUUCACAGAGGAGGCUGCCAGCACCAUGGUCAACUACUAUACGUCAGUGGCACCCGUGCUGCGUGGACAGCCCGUCUACAUUCAGUUCUCCAACCACAAGGAGCUCAAAACUGACAGCUCACCGAACCAGGCAUGGGCCCAGGCAGCCCUGCAGGCUGUGAACUCUGUGCAGUCCGGAAACCUGGCGUUGGCAGCCUCUGCUGCUGCCGUGGAUGCAGGGAUGGUAAUGGCAGGCCAGGGCCCAGUGCUCAGAAUCAUUGUGGAAAACCUCUUUUACCCAGUGACCCUGGAUGUUCUGCAACAGAUCUUCUCUAAGUUUGGGACAGUCCUGAAGAUCAUCACAUUCACCAGGAAUAACCAGUUCCAGGUGCUGCUGCGUUACGCUGACCCUGUGAGCGCCCAACAUGCCAAGCUGUCGCUGGACGGCCAGAACAUGUACAACGCCUGCUGCACGUUUCGCAUCGACUUCUCCAAGCUCACUAGUCUCAGUGACAAAUACAACAAUGACAAGUGCAGAGAUUCCACUCGGCCUGACUUGCCCUCUGGGGACAGCCAGCCUUCACUGGACCAGACCACGGCUGCAGCCUUUGCUGUGCCCGUCAUAACGUCAGCCUCUCCGUAUGCAGAAGCUGGGUUUCCUCCCACCUUUGCCAUCCCUCAGGCCGCAGGCCUCUCUGUUCCUAAUGUCCACGGAGCGUUGGCCCCUCUGGCCAUACCAUCUGCUGCUGCCGGUGCUGCAGCUGGCCGCAUUGCCAUCCCAGGCCUGGCAGGCGCCGGAAAUUCUGUCCUUCUGGUCAGCAACCUGAACCCUGAGAGAGUCACACCCCAAAGCCACUUUAUUCUCUUCGGAGUCUAUGGUGAUGUGCAGCGGGUGAAGAUUCUGUUCAAAAAGAAGGAAAAAGCACUCGUCCAGAUGGCGGAUGGCAGCCAGGCCCAGCUGGCCAUGAGCCACCUGAAUGGGCACAAGCUCCAUGGGAAGUCAGUGCGUAUCACACUGUCAAAGCAUCAGAGUGUGCAGCUGCCUCGUGAGGGACAGGAGGACCAGGGCCUGACCAAGGACUAUGGUAGCUCACCACUGCAUUGCUUCAAGAAGCCAGGCUCUAAGAACUUCCAGAACAUCUUCCCGCCCUCAGCUACUCUCCACCUCUCCAAUAUCCCGCCCUCUGUGUCGGAGGAUGACCUCAAGAGCCUCUUCUCCAGCAAUGGCGGUGUGGCCAAAGGCUUCAAGUUCUUCCAGAAGGACAGAAAGAUGGCCCUGAUCCAGAUGGGCUCUGUGGAGGAGGCAGUGCAGGCACUGAUUGAACUGCACAACCACGACCUGGGCGAGAACCACCAUCUGCGCAUGUCCUUCUCUAAGUCCACCAUCUAG
Mesocricetus auratus (golden hamster) is the source of this 1650-nucleotide messenger RNA. Its product is annotated as polypyrimidine tract-binding protein 1-like. Gene Ontology annotation, biological process: regulation of RNA splicing; regulation of cell differentiation; mRNA processing. Gene Ontology annotation, cellular component: nucleus. The record is from RefSeq and is a predicted model, not a curated record. Gene Ontology annotation, molecular function: mRNA binding. Lineage: Eukaryota; Metazoa; Chordata; Mammalia; Rodentia; Cricetidae.